AUGGCAUACAAACAUGGAGGAAGACCACUAGUAUCUUUUGGUAGAGUUCAGGAGUUCUCAGAAAUACAGACCACUCAUGCGUCCCUGAAGGCCAGUCCGCCCCACAGCACCUCCUACAGGAUCCUCCAGGAGGAAGAGAAGGUGAAGAACAGCUCCCUUCAGGAGCAGCUUAUUGAAAGAGAUCAGUACAUCGCCCGGCUGCAGGAUGCACUUCGGUUAGAGAGGGAGAGGAAUGUGAAGCUGCAGUCUCGGUUUAACCAGCAGGGGUUGGAGCUGAGGCGCAGAGAGCAGCACGCCAACAGAAUGAGAGAAAAACUCUCUCAGGUCACUGACCGACACAGGGACCGCGGAGCGUCCAUAGAGAUCAUGAAUGCUCUUCCGAAGCCAUCAGGACGAAGGGAGCCUGUGUCCAGGGCUGCGAGGGCUGAUUGGAGGAAAGACCAGGCUCUACAGCUGAUGUUGGAGAGGAGGGAGGCGGAGCUUAGAGAGGCUAUGAAGCUCCGCCACAGCCUCACAACUCUCCUGCACGCGCUCAGAACUGACAUGCAGCAGACCCUGCAGGACAGUGUGGAUGCUGAGGAGGAGGAGGAGGAAGAGGAGGACGAGCAGCAGGAAGUGGACACCAGCUGGCUGGUCCAAUCAGAGCAGUCGCUCGGUGAUCAUGUGACAGGGGGUGUGGUUCUGGAGUGGACGCAGGUGAAGAAGAGACUGAGGGAGCUGCAGUCGGAGAGCCCUGUUGCUGUGAGGACGGAUCAGGAGAAGCUCCUGGCUCAGCUUGAAGAAGAGCUGGAGCAGAGCAGAGAGUUGGUCCAAGUUCAGCAGCAGCUACUGCAGGACAAUGUGGACUCUCCUCUUCCAGAUGCUCUGAUCGACUCCUAUUAUCUGGAAGAAUGGGAGCGGCUUCAGGACCGGUGGGUGGAGCUUAAACAUCAGAGGCGGAGCUUCCAGCAGGAGAGGCAGGCUUUCACUGAUGCUGCAAUCCGAUUAGGGUGUGUGUUUGAGCAGCAGAAGGCAGCUCUCAUGAAGCAGCAGUUCCUCACUACAUCUCCAAUAACGAAGACCAGCCACUCAAACAGGAGAGAGAGCACAGCACUCGGAGAGCUGCGAAUGGCAGCUCCAGACAGUCUGGCUCUCUCCCCCUGUGCUCCCAUCACUCCCUCCUCUGAGGGGUCAGAGGGGCCUGGGUCAGCUCAGAACAUUAUGACCCCCAGCACUCCGGAACUUUACUCUGUUCUGCAGCUCAAUUACUACUGCAGGUCAGUGGAGAGUCCUCCUCCUUUUCAGAAGGAGCCACAGGGAGGCGUUUUCAGCCCUGACCACCAAAACAUGGAUGACUGGCCUUUUUAG
Molecule: messenger RNA, 1347 nt
Organism: Colossoma macropomum (tambaqui)
Lineage: Eukaryota; Metazoa; Chordata; Actinopteri; Characiformes; Serrasalmidae
Product: afadin- and alpha-actinin-binding protein
Exons: 12
Coding region: 1-1347 (448 amino acids)
Source: RefSeq, a predicted model, not a curated record